GUUCUUCCUUCAAAACUGCUGCAGCACCAACUCUGACAUGGCUGAGCCCGGCUCUGAGCCUUCCUCUGAGGAAAGCCUCGGCACCACGGAACCCACGGAAGCCGACCCGAAGAGUCUGAAGCAGAAGCAGCCAAGGCGCCGCCGCCGCCGCCGCCGCCGCCUCGACAGUUUCGCCACCUAUUUCCCCAGGGUUCUGAGGCAGGUUCACGAGGGCCUGAGCCUGUCUCAGGAGGCCGUGAGCGUCCUGGAUUCGUUCGCGAAGGACAUCUUCGAGCGCAUCGCCGACGAGGCCACGUGCCUGGUCCGCUCCACCAAGCGCUCCACCAUCUCGUACGGAGAGAUCCAGACCGCUGUGCGCCUGCUGCUGCCGGGAGACCUUGGCAAGCACGCCGUGGCCGAGGGCACCAAGGCCCUCAUCAGAUACAUCAGCCGCCGCUGAGCUGCCUCAGGAGCACCUGAGCAUCGCAACCCAAAGGCUCUUUUCAGAGCCACCUCACUUGGCGGGAAAAGAGCUGUCGCCCGAAAAGGAGGGAUCUACUCUAGUUUGGUGAUCGUGUGGCAUUCGGCUAAAAGGUAAAGUAUUUUUACCAUAAAGGAAAUAUUCUUGGCUAUACUUUAUAUAUAUUUGAGUACAGUUUAUUCCACGGGAAAUCCUGGAUUUUCCUUGACCUUGUUACGUUUCCCGGCUUUCCUAAACCGU
Messenger RNA from Equus caballus (horse), 700 nucleotides. The record is from RefSeq and is a predicted model, not a curated record. Lineage: Eukaryota; Metazoa; Chordata; Mammalia; Perissodactyla; Equidae.